Molecule: messenger RNA, 13109 nt
Organism: Numida meleagris (helmeted guineafowl)
Lineage: Eukaryota; Metazoa; Chordata; Aves; Galliformes; Numididae
Gene: IL31RA
Product: interleukin 31 receptor A
Exons: 17
Coding region: 7830-10466 (878 amino acids)
Biological process (GO): cytokine-mediated signaling pathway
Cellular component (GO): signaling receptor complex; external side of plasma membrane
Molecular function (GO): cytokine receptor activity; cytokine binding
Source: RefSeq, a predicted model, not a curated record
GGCUAUUGGACUGGGAAAAGCCGGGCUUGGGAAGCAGAAAUGUGAGCAUCCUGACUGGGGACAGGUCUCAGAGAUGGGGGAGAUGUGGUGGAGGCAUGCAGGGGUAACACUGAUAACAGUGAGCAGCCACUGAGUAGAGAGGCAGCACGGCUCCCAGAUAGCAUCUGCCUCUGAAUCCAACUCAGUAUUCGAUAGGCAGUGGUGGUGGGCCUGAGCAAGGGGCAAGUGAAUCAGCUGCGGGUGGCCGCUGUGACCUCACUGGGUUCGAAACAGCCUCCUGCAUCUGCAUGGACAGCAGCUUCUUGUCUGCUCUGACUUCCUGGGGAUGCCAAUCCAGCAUUAACAUGUCUAACUAGCAGGGAUCUCUUCAGGGGCAAGACUGCUGGAUGGCAUCUGUAUUGAUUGCAAAAGUGCAUUACCUGUUCUCAGAGAUCGUCUUCUUAGGAAGGAUUGUGGGUGCUUAUCGGGAGGCAUAUUUCUGGGGACUAUUUGUUUCCAUUUGCACAGUAUCCCUCUUAAUUGCAAUUUUCCUUCUAAUUCUUAUUCCUUUUAUUCCGUUUUACGUGGCUGAUGGCCGUCAUUAGUUGGCAUACAUUUGCAAGCUUUAAAAGGGAUCACAGCUUUAUUUAUUCCAAACGGCACCGAUGACCUAAAUAAUGCAUGCGGUGCGUCCCUGAGUGUUCAUCAGCAACGGCCAUUACCCAGCCCUCUUGUUUCACUGUACACGUUUAUGCAACUUAAAGACGAUGUGUAUCAACGUGCAUUACAGCGCUGAUGUACUUAAAGCGCUUUGGAAGCAGCGUGAGGUGGGUGCCAACGCGCCCACCAUCGACAGCUGUGGAAAUCACUGGCUCGCGGGACACAGGUUGGUAUCUGGCCCGGCCCGGCCCGGCAGGUGGUGAGGUGGUGAGGGCGGGCGGGAGGCGGCGCUGGGCCUGGUGGACUCCACGAAGCAGGAGCUCGGCCUUCUGUCGCGGCGGUGGAUACGCGGCCCCGCACGCUUUCUGCCCCGUGGGACGUCGUCGUUUCCAGUUACGGAUCUGUCGCAGGUAUCGCCUGCACGCGCUCGUGCAUAAAGUGGGGACGCUGCGUGGGGCUGUGUGUCAGCUUUUGAAGAUAAACGCCUAAAAAAGCCUAAGCCAACUUCUGAGCUCUGUGUCUCUGAGAGGCAUCGUUACUUGGUCCUCUAGGCAAGAGCAUGGAGCGGUCAGCUGAGAUUCAGGGCCACAGUUUUGAAUGUUAAUUAUUGUUAAUUUGGCAUAUGUGUUGUAACAAUGUGAAUCUGAUGGUUUUUUUUGCAUUCUUGGGACUUGUAGGGAGCAUCUUCAACUAAAAAAAUGAGGUACUGGCAGAUCUCAAAAUCAAGUUGUAGUUGGUUCCAUACUGUAGUUCUGUCAGCCAGCAGUUUGAGCUGAGAUAUGAAAGUAUUGUUAGUAUUAGUUUACUGUAUUAGUAGUAAACAGAAGACACAUGGGGCAUACGGAUGCUCUGUGUUCGCCAGGUGGUCAGCAUUUGGUUGUGUUGUACAGACUGGCACUUAGAUAAAUAACAUCUGGAAUCAAAGCACAGAGAGUAUACUCAGCAGAACAGAAAACUGUCUCCUCUGCUGAGACAAUGGAUGGUGUGCUCAGACAUACAGUAGUAGGAAGGGUGCUAAGAGCCUGGGAGUGCUCUUGUGUUCCUUAACAAGGUGAGUGAGGGGAUCUGGUGUCCCCACAGAGGAAGAUGAAGGACCUGGUGAAGAUGAGCUGCGCGGAGGUUUCCCUGCUACGUCAUACAUGUGCUGCAGCAGAGACAGUAGCCUGCUUCCUCCAUGUCCAGCUCCCACUAUGUGAAGAGUUUGGCCACUUGGUAGGAAGGCUGUGAAGCUCUUAGAGUGUAAUUUUUACCUUUGUGUGAAGCUGAUAUGAGUACAUUUAGGUAUCUGCGUAUGGAAAAGCAGAGGGAUGUUUGGAAGGGGAAAUACAGGGUAAGCUUCUUAACAACUCUACGAAAGAUACAAGAUGAAAUGAUGCAUAUUAUCUGUAUUCCAAAUUGAUUACUAAAACCAGGAAAAAGUAUUGCAUUGAGUGCAAUGCAUAACUCACUAUCAGCUGUGUCUGUAAGAUGAGCUUAUAACAUUUUCUGGAGUAAUGAUUAAAUCACUUUUUCAGAGUAGCUGUGAUAUGAAGGCUGGUAAGCUGCACGGCCAUCGUCAUCUUUUCUUAUUGAUAAAGUGAUAUGUAUUCUCAUCUUGUUCUCUUUUCCUCUUGUAUCUCUGGGAGCACGGAUUUACCUGCAUGGUUCUCCCUGUUCUUGUAACGCCCGUAGCGCUGCGAUGGGACAGGGAUUGUAAGUACAUCCUGCAUUGUGAGGUUGCAGCUGAUCCCAAGAGAUCUCCAGGAUUGUUUUGGUUUGGUUUCGUGGAAAGCACAGUUUGCCAGCGUUAAUUUGGUAGCAUAAUUUAAUAAUAGUAAUUAUUAAGAUUUUCAUUUAAGAGGCAAAGUUGUGCACGGUGAACAAAAUGCUUUGAAGUAGUGCAGAAAAUCUUCCCUCUUAUGUUUGGACUGAUGUGUAUUUCUCAUGAACUUCAAGUUAAAACAGUUUCCAGAUUUGGGAGGUAAGGAAGGGAUUUUUUUCUGGUUUGUAGAAAAAACCUCUCUCUUGAUGAGAGUUCUACCUUUCUUUAAAGCACAGCGCAUGGGUUCUUCUGCAGGAGCCAUCCACAUUUCUCAUCUAGUUGCUUACGCUGGCAGAGAUGUUUUGUUCUGUCUUGCUGUCCACUUUCCUUUGAGUGACUAUGCUCAGGGAAAGGGUACAAAGGCGACUACCUUACCUAAUAAUGCACUGUGGACUGGUGAUGUGUGACAGAAUCUUCUCUUGGUGUAUUCUCUAACAUUUGUGGUUCCUCAAACGCUAAAGCUAAGAGAGAAACUCCCAGGAUCAGACCUGUACACAAGGCCUAUUUAAAACCAUACUCAAAAGUUUCUUCUUCUUCAUGGAUGAGAACAAAGAAUGACCAUGUGGCUGCAGUAUCUGUAGUUCUCUCUAGUAAUUGUCAGCAGUAAGCUGGGUAGUAUUGUUGUCCUGGCCUUUCUUUUAGAGAUUUUUCAAAGUCUAUAUGAUCAUGUACUUAAAAUGAAAAAAAUGACCUUAAUACCGGAUACAGAAUUUUAUAUCAAAAUGUGUUAAUAUACUGCUAAAUAAUGUUCUAUACCAAAGAAAAGGGUUUCUCAAACCAAGUUUUUCAUUUGUAACUCUAAUGCACGCUAAACAAAGUAAGAUUAUCUGCAGUUAUUAACUGAACUGACCUUGCCUGGCCAACCACAUCCUUCAGGAUUUUAGAACAAAAGUAUCUUAUCAUGUUGUUCCUAUUUUUUUAUUUAAUUAAUGUUAUUUAGAGAAUGGCAGAGGAAAAUGUCUUUCCUGCUUUUUCAGGUUCCAGUCAAUUUGCAGCUUGUAAAUUAAAAAGUAAUUGAACUUACUGAAUGCAGCCUUUUUUUUGUUUGUUUUGUUUUUUUGCCAUGAUAUCUAAACAAGAAGUUUCUGUGGUUUCAAGGGACUCUGUUCCACAUUGCUCCUUCAGAUGUCUCCAUAAACUUUCUGGUUUCUGUUCCCUCAGUAAAUCUGUAUUGUUUGAUUAAUACUAGUGAUUUUAAUAGAUAAUGAUAGCAUUGUGUAUUAAGGCAAAUUGUCAUCAUUUCAAAUAUAGAUAGGCUUACUUUUCAACAGAAAAUGUGCUUAACUUCUUUGGCUUGAAUUUCUAUUUAAUUAAAAUAUUAAAAUUUUAAUUUUUAUUCUUCCUGGACUGAGGUUCAGCUAGCUAUUUUUGGCUUGGUUAGGUACUACAGGGUAUGAAACCAGCGUGCUCAGGAUCGUUUGCUAUGGUGUCUGCUGUUUUUCCCAUGAAUGGACUUGUCAAAGUGCAAUUUGUACAGCUUAGGGACGUCAGAAAGGGCAUCAGCUGUUCCUCACUUCUGCUGAUUACCCCAGUUUGUUUUUUCUGCUCUGACCUGUGUAGAGAAAUCUCUGUUCUUCCUCCUCUGAUACCCACUGAUACUCAUCCCUGGAUUUGGUCCUGGGAGCUGAUGCUUCUGCUGCCUGUUUUCUGGGAAGGAGGCUGGAGUUCACAUUUGGAACUUCAGGCAUUCUGUGCCUGAAAUGUCCUCUUUGCCCCCUGGAAUUUGUGUAAACACUAACAGAUUUGAAAAGUGGAUUUGGGGACACUUAUGUUUAUAGCUCUUCCAAAUGAAUCUGUUUCUGUUUCCAAAUGAAUUCCACAUUAAUUCACUGGGAUAGCUCAGGCCUGGGUUCCUGGCAGUCAGCAUUGACUGAUUUGGUAUAGAGAGAGGCUGUCUCUUGGUAUGGUGGCUGGCAUCAUAGAGAUGCUACAAUUGCUACUGAAGUCUGAAUAGAAGACGAUGACAGCUAUUCAGUUUUUCUGUAUUAGCUUUGCUAUAAGUGUUGUAUUUAUAGUUAGUGAGAAGGAAUACCCUGCUAGAGUUGAACCGAAAUGUUAGAAAUUCUUGAAGAGCCCAGGGCUUAUGUUUUAUGUAGGCUAAAGAUGUACUGCCAGUUCAAUUUAUAAAUGUACUGUGAUCUUUAUUAAUGGUAUAACAGCAACAUUGCAUGCAGAAGUAUGUGUUUGUAUUGUUAAAAAUAAUCUUAGAAUUAGAUUUGAAUGGAAAAAGCUUUCCUAUCCUGAGAGAAAGGAAAUGGCAUUGGGGAAAUAGCGCUACAUAGAAAACGUGGGGAAAAGUUGGUGUGGGUCAUUUUAUCCCAUGACUUUGUCAUAUAUUUACAGCAUGAUUAUUCCAAGUAUCUUAAAUUUCAAAAUUAAAAAUGGAAACACUGAGGCUUUGUUGAUGAGACAUGUUUAUCCAGCAUAUUACCUUUUUUUUCUUUUUUUUGAAUGAGACCUUCAUUGAAUUUCCCCCUUCAUGCAGGAAAUCUCAUUCUGAUGAAUCAAUUUUUUAAAUAGCUCUUGUUGAGGAAAACAGUUCAUGCUGUUUCUUUACUGAUCAGAUUUUAGCUUUUCUAGAUGUCUUUCACAGACUGAGGAGAUGACUGAGGUUGGAAAAGUCCUCUGGGUCCAUCUGCUUCAACCCCAGCUCUGGCAGGGACACCCAGAUCAGGGUGCCCAGACUCCCAACUCUUUUGGAGUUCUCCAGGGAGGAGUCUCCACAGCCUUUCUGGGCAUCCUGUGCCCAGCCACCCUCAUGGUAAAGAAGUGCUGAUGCUCGAACAUGUUUCUCUGCAGAUGCAGGGCUCUGCACUUCUUGUUGAACACCAUGAGGUUCCUGCCAGCCCAUCUGUCCAGCCUGUUGAGGUCCCUCUGAAUGGCAGCACAGCCCUCUGGUAUAUCAGCCACUUCUCCCAGUUUUGGGUCAUCUUUAAGUGAAGCAUUUCUGAGUUUAAGACGUGACUUGUUCUUUCAAUUCUUUCACAUGUGUCUUGAACAAGUAAACAGCCAAACUGCUAUUUAGUCAUGUAUGAUUAUAGUGACAACCACAUAAGAUGUAAGCAGAUCUGUAACCUGCUGACUUGCUACCCUGAUUUCUGACACAUAAUAAUUGGCAAUUUACACACUGAAUAACCAGCUGCGAAUUGGUAUUGGGGAAGGCGGAAAGUGGUGCAGUUAACAGUAUCAGUGCUGAACCAAAGUAACAGCUCACAGCUGGGAAGAAACAUCAUAGGAUCUCCCUAGACCCUGUGCAGUUCUCUAUUUCAGCAAAAGCAGAUACUUUUAAAGCAGUUUACAUUUGCUACUUAACAACAACCAAAAAAUUGUGUUUUUUUCAAUAGUUAUUUUAGCAAGUGGAAGUGUCUAACUGUCUGAUGUGCACUAGAGGAGCAUUAGAACAGAACAGAAGGCUGGAUGUGGGUAGAAGACAAGGAGAUUACUGAAUAUGGAUGGGAUCUUUGAUCUUUGUUUAAGCUUUCAUGUAAGUGCAAGGAACCAGAAUAUUUUGAAGGCUUGUAAUCUGGCUUUGCAGCUGGAUUUGCCAUGCCUGGGCUUCUUAGCACUGUGCUCCACUGUGGUAGAAUAUGCAGUGAUUUGGGGUAUUUUUGGCACAAGCAUAACUUGGAAAUGUUUUUAUGACUUCCCUAUGCUUUUGAGUCUCAAUUCCUUGCUAAAAGAGUGUGGGAUUGCUAGGAUAAGACUGGUCACGAAAACAUUUUCCCUAUUCUUGGAAGUGCCUAAACUUUUUUUGUCUGAAAGGCAGCCUCUUUCUCAUGUCCUUUCAAAAAUACAGAGCUGGCAUGUUAAGAUUUCAGGAGAAACUGUUAGCAUUUUGAAAAAUUCCCAGCAUAUGAAAGAGCGGUUUACAGUGGGAAAUGUGUAGCAUACUUAAUAGGCCUUUUUUUUUUUCUUUUUUUAACAUGGCAGAUCAUUCUAUUUCUCUGUGCUGAGAGUUUUUGCACCCUUUGAAAUGUUUUAUGCUUUAACCAAGUCAGUUCUUCUGGUCAUGCUCUUUUUCUUUUUUCUCACUUCUUUUUUUUUGCAUGUAAUCUAUACAAUAAUUUAAUUUCCAGAAGAAGUAUCACUGCUCCCAGGUAAAAUCAAGUUUCCAUGUCAUCUUGUAUGUUUUUUUUUUCCCACUUCACUUUCUAUUGAAAUGGACUGUUAAUUUUAUUAAAAACUUUGUGUAAAUUGAUUGAAAACUUCUCAUAAAUGGAGUGCUAAGCUGGAAGGUAUUUUGUUCUGUAGUACUAUAGUUAUUUGGGUGCCCUGUCUGGGGAGAUCUUUGUUUUGUUCCUGGUAUAGGUUGAAAUAAUAUUUUAUGUAGUCUGCAAGUAAGAAAACUUAUUACCCAUUUUACGUAGAGCAGUGAGAUUGCUUCACUCUGAAUGGCUGCUCUAUGGUGACAGUUUUAUCAUCUUUUUGCUUUAUUUUUUAGGCAAAACUGUGUUUCUAACAUUAGUUUUCUUUCCCAAAGUCUUCACAGUUAAGAAUACACAUUGAGCUUUUGUCACAGGUUUUUAUUAAAGGCUACAAAAAAGAAAUAAUAGAACUCUAUCAUUUAUGUUAAAUGCCCCAAGCUCUUUCCUGUAAACAGCUAUAAAUGCUUAUCUUCACAUGCCACACACAGGAUUUGGUGUUCUCAUAAAUUAGUAUUUCCUUCAAGAUUAAAGCCACAUUCACAGAGCUGUUACAAAACAUUUUAUUUAACUAUCUAAUAAAAUGAUUAACUUUUUGAAACGGGAAAAAAGUUCUUAUUGCCAGUGCAGCAUCUGUAAUUCAUUUUUGCAGAACGUUGAUUUGUAGUGGGUUCAUCAUUCCUCUUCUGUUCUAUGUUUUGGAUUAGGCGCAUCAUCUUGCGGAGUUCUUGAUUAUUUUGCUUUGUUCUGUUGGUAUCAGUAACCGUCUCUGAAAUGUACUGAUUGCUCUGCAACCACUAGUCGCCAAGCUAGUGAAGUACUGUGGACUGUAUUACUGUUGUCCACAACUGCAUAGCGGUCUUUGGCGUGUGUUCUACAGUGCUGGUAAGGAGUCAUUUGACUGUUACAAUUUUCCUUUAUUUUUGUGUGGAAUGUAGUUUUCUUUUAGCCAUUUUAAGAGUUAGCCUUGUUUAAUGUCUGUCCCCGCAGGAUAGUUAGGCAGGCCAAAUUUCAAAUAAAUGUAAUUCUCUUUCUUCACAAUUCUUCCCACUGUGAUUAGAAGACAGAUUGGAUCCCCCUCAGAAGGAUUCCAGAUACAUUUGUCCCUUUCAUGUUUCUGGAAAACUUGAGAACUUACCUUUGGAAAACUGCAUCAAAUUUCUCACAUCAUGCAGGAAACUAACACUUAGGCAAAGCGAUACUUACAUUGAACCCAAUGUUUCCUGCCCGUAGUUACUGAAAAGGAAAUGUUCAGCUGUUGGGUUUGGAUACUCAUCUUGCUCUGUAGAAGCUCUAUAGCAGAUGAAAACUCUACCAGAGAUGCUGACAUUUUUCCUUCAUCUCCUGAAAUUGAAAGAGGAUCCACCCUGAAACGAUUCUGUAUUCUUGGAAAACACUACACACCUCACAGGAACGCAAGCCACAUCAUCUGGAAAUUGAAUCGUGAAUUGAUUGCUCAGGAAAACUACAAUAUUGUCAACGAGACUGUAUCUAGUGUAACUAUCUAUAAUUUCACUCACAGCAAAGCACGUGUGAAAUGCUUCAUUAAGUACUUAGGAAAAGAACAACUUCUGGUUCAGACUGAAGUUAAAUCUGGCUUUCCACCAGACAAACCAAGAAAUAUUUCCUGCAUUUACGAUGUUGAUAUUAAGCUUACUUGUAACUGGACUUCAGGAAGAGAAACAAAUCUUGCAACAACUUAUACUCUUUAUAGAAAAAUCAUGAGUGUACCAGGUCCAGUUAUGCAGGAGCCAAAGAUCUCCAUCUGCCGAAGCAAAACUGAGUCAUGUUCAUUUCAUUACCCAAAUAUUCCGUUUGGUGAUAAUCUUUGUUUUCAAGUGAAAGCUGAAAAUGUUUUGGGUGAAGCCUCAUCAGAUUGUGUUCCUAUAAGAAUGGAAGAAAUAGAGAAAUUUCAACCUCCUGAAAUAGUUUCAUUAAAAAAAAAUGCUGGUAUAAAGCAGUUGCUUACAGUAACCUGGAAAAUACCUGAGAAAAGUACACGUUUACUAGAUGUAAAAUGCCAGAUUCGAUACAGAAACUUGUAUUCAAACUCAUCGGAAAUUGACACUGUUAUGGUGGCUUCUGGAGAGGAGGUGUCAACACAUAAUCUCACAGGUCUGUGGGACUCCACAGAGUAUUUGGUUGCCAUUCGGUGUAUCAGUGUUGAAUCAAAACUCUGGAGUGAGUGGUGUAGAGAGGAAACAGCAAGCACAGAAGAGAAAGCUCCCUCAGAAAAAGUGGAUUUGUGGAGAGUAAUUGAGUCUUCACACACAGCUGGAAACAGAUCUGUCUAUCUUAUGUGGAAGCUGUUAAGCAACUUUCCACCCCAUGGGAGAAUUCUGGGCUACAAAAUACAGUACUUUCCAGAAAAUAAUACUGCACUUCAAACGACAAACUUCACUUCUGAUAAGAAAUUUACUUUACUUUUAAAUGAAGAGGCAUAUAUAGUAUCUGUUACUGCCUAUAAUUCUGCUGGAAAUUCUCCUGCAGCUAUUUUGAGGAUUCCAUCCACUGAUGAAAAAUCUUCUCAAAUUAUUGAAGCAGUGAGAACCUUUACAACAGAGGAAGAAAUGAUUCUGGAAUGGACAGUCUCUGAACCAGGAGUAACUGAGUAUGUAGUUGAGUGGUAUGAGGAAAUGGAGACAGAUCCUUUUAGUCGAUCAUGGCAAUAUAUAUCAAAUUCUACGAAGUGGAAACCUAACAAAAAAAACUUUAAAUCAUUUGUAUGCUACAACAUAUCAGUGUAUCCUGUUUAUGGAAAUAAAGUAACAGCUCCGUAUUCCAUUCAAACUUAUGUUCAAGAAAAAGAGCCAUCAGAAGGCCCUGUGGCUGAUACGGGUUUUCCAGGCAAAAAUGAAGUUACAAUAAAAUGGAAGGAGAUUUCAAAGGAUAAAAGAAAUGGCUUUAUCAAUAACUACACAAUAUUUUAUAAACCUGAAGGUGGAAAAGAAUUGAAUGAAACAGUGAACUCUGAUGUUCUACAAUACACACUGAAGUCUUUACAGGCUAAUACACAGUACACUGUCUAUAUCAUGGCAAGCAACAGAGCUGGUGGAACCAGUGGAGAGCCAAAAACAUUCAAGACUUUGAAAUUCAAUAAAGAAGAUAUUGUCUUCAUUGCUAUACCGGUUGGAUUAAGCAUGUUGUUUCUGUUAGGUCUUUGGAUAACCUGCAUUUUGAAAAAACACCUGUUUAAAAAGGUUUGCUGGCCUGAUAUACCCAACCCUGCAGAGAGCGUUGCAGUGCAGUGGCCUCUUGAUGCAUCUGUGGGAGUGGCAUGCGAGGAUAAAACCAGAGGCCUGGAAAACAUAAGUGUUUUGGAAGAUUGUUUUCCUGAAGAAGAACAUGAAAGAUCACUACUAAUGAAUUGUGAAAAAUGUGUUUCUGGAAGUACUGAAGUUAAUACAAAUGAGGCACAGAACAUCUCUGAAUACAGAAUAUCUCUGCUAAAUGGUGAUAAAAAGCUACCAAAUAAUGAAGAACAGGAAGUUGCUAAGCACCUUUCACCAUCCAUGCCUUACAUAAUCACUGAUCAAGAUUUCAGAAGUCAAAUACAUUCAGCUUUGAUACCAGCCAAGAAAAUUCAAUCCAUAGAAAUGCUGGAAGAUGAUUUAUGUGAUUCCCAACAGGCCCCAAUUAAAAAUGAAGAAAAUGAUAAUGAAGAAGUUUUAAGCACAGAAGAAGAUUUCAGUGAAAAAACCCUUUUCAAUCCAUACCUUAGAAAUUCUGUUAAAACAAGAGAAUUUCUUGUUUCUGAGAACUUGCCAGAACACAGCAAGAAUGAACCCAAAAGCCAGGCAGCUGUUUUACCUGGACUUCAACAAAAUGUUGUAGGACAAACCUAUAUAACAUUGGACAUGGUUGGGCUGGCAACAGCUCAUUAGCGGGAGACAGAGUUCCUUGUAAAGUCCCAACCUGGUAGUGCUGCUUUUUUAUUUUCCUGUGUUUCCUGGAUGGUCGUGGUUACUCUGGAUGAAAUUACCCUAUUCCUUCAAAUAGCUGUGAAGUAAUUAAUGUACUGUGUUUAUUCCUGUGAAGCUUCACUUUCAGAGUUGUGGGGGAUUUAUUUGUUUUUGUUUUUGUUUUUUUUAAACCAGAGAAAUUUGUCAGUAGUAAGACAAAGGAUGUAGCUUUUCUUAGUUUUUCAUUUUGAUUUUCCCUGUGAGAACAUCACGCAGUGCAAGUAGCUUGCUGCUUUCCCCCUAGGCAGCCAGUUCAGAUGGGUGAGCACUGCUGGGGCAAUGUGCACUAACUUGAACAGAGCCAACACCUGCCAAAUAUUUCCUUAAGUUACAUGAAGAAGAACAACUUUCCAGUUUUUUUUCCCUUGCUUGUUUUGUAUCUAGUUUUAUGUGUACUGUUGCAAGCUAGUAUAGCUCCAGCAGAAGAGAUGCAAUUAUGCAGAUAUGUCGUCUAUGAAACUAUAUCAGUUCCUCUGAGAAACUGCCCAGUGAAGUGCUUUUGUACAUAUAAAUACAUGUGUGCUUGUGUCUGAGCCCAGACAUGGGGAAAUAUCACAAUCUAUUGUUUGUGCAGCAAAACUUGCACCUGAUGACCCUUGCUCAUCAGCGUGGGUGAGAUUGCAAGCUGGGGUCUUCUGUUUUAUAAUAUGCCUGGAGUCUUGCCUAAAAGCCCACAAGAUCCUGGCCUUCGACCUGAAAUACUAAUCUGUGUAUUUACUGUAUUUGUUGCUCUGUUGUUCUUUGAGGUUCAAUUGAGGCUUCUUGUUUCAGUAUAUGUCUUGACUUGAGCACUUGGUGCUGGAAGGAGGAGGACUGUGCCUGGUCCAAGGCUGUCUUCCCCACCUCUGUCAGCGCACCUGCACUUCCCAUAUGGGAAGGUGGUGGGCUUGUUCCCUCCUCUGCUGAGUGCAAACCAACACUUCAGCAGUAUGGAUGGUUGAGGAGCUUGAGGCACAGGCAGGGUCAAGUCCUGAACUACAGUGACAGUACAGAUGUUAUCUUCCAGUGCUCCCAUCAUACAGAAAAUUACUAUGGUCAGUAAUAAGAUAAUCACUUAAAUGCUUGGUGAUUGCAGCUGCGAUAGGGAAAGAGACUCUCAUAGUUAAGCUGAGCAGACCUUUGCAAAUAAAGAUCUUAGGGCAGUGAUGGUUGGCUGUGUUUGGUAUAUUUCAAAGUGGUGCUCCAAAAGGCUGGGAAAAACGUGCUGGAGAUCAUGCGGUCUGCUGCUUGUACUGUGGUGUGUGCAAGCAUGUUGUGGUUGAGAGCAAGGUUUUAGCUGGUAGCUUUUGCCGUUUCCAAAUCCUUUGGUCUUACGCUGCCAAAGAUUAGAAAUAUAACAAGAGAAGAUAAUGAGCCAAAUCUGAAACUCUUAAUUCAAAGAAAUGCGAGAUUCUCAUUUUGAAAUCUCCCUUGACAGAUUUGAGCAACAGGGCUUUGUUUUGACAGCCAUGGGGUUUCAAGCAUUGGGUUGUAACAUUUUAACCUUGUCAGCCAAGAUAUCAAAAUACUGAAGAUUCAGCAGCCUGAUGUUUUUGUAACAAGCAGUCUUGGUAGUCACAUGCAUAAAACAAUGUCUUAAUAGCAAAUGUCAUGCUCAUUAUUGUGAGAGAUGAUCUGUGAAAAUUUAUUUAAUAGCUUUAUGCUUUGCUAGCAGUUAUUCUGAAAUACUCAGCUAAGAUACUCUGCCAAAUGUUACUUAACAUGUAACACACAGAGCUUAUAUAACAUAUGCAUGAUUUGAGACUGUGUAAAAUUGAUUUUGAACAGGCUGAAACGUGUAAUUGAGCUAGCGUUCGGGGUGGCUCUGCUCUGGUUUCUAGUUCUCUGCAAAGAGAGCACAAGACUCAUUUUGCUGCUCUGUGCCUGCAUUUGUAUCAGGAAGCAGGGCGCAUCCUCGCUGUGAGUAAGUCUGGAGCCCACAGGUAUAUGGACCCACUGUAAAUUCAGGUAGUUGUUGAUAGCAGCAUCUUUUGCCUCUUAGCAAGAAAGAGUAAACUCGCAAGAAGGAGUAAAGACAGUGGUUGGAUAAAGUUCUUGUGAUGCACCUGUCUUAUGGCUAUUCAUCGUUUAUCAGAAAACACGGGCAACCCCAUCUUAAAGGUAGGGCGUGCCUAAAGCAGUUGCUUUGUGUGCAUUGUUCUGUCCCACAUGCAGAGAACUACGUUUGUAAAUGGAGCCGUCAGAGAGGCAUUAUGCAUUCAUUUUGUAAUACUGUUCUUAAUCAUAGGGUCUGAUAACUUAGGAACAAGGCUCUGUGUGAGGAACGUAUCUUUUCUUAGCCUUUGUUUUUCCAUUUUCUUUGCAGUUCUGUUACUUAAAAGAAAUUAUCUUUUUCAGUAUUUGAGAAAAAUUCUAGUUAAAUUCUUUUCCUUUUCAAAACCUUUCUUAUGACUAUUGUUUGUCCUUCUUUCCACGAGUAAACAAUCAUUUUUACUGCCAUCUUGCUACUUAAUUUAACUCAAACUCUUUUUGGCUGGUUAUUUUGAAAGCAGAACAGAAGAAUGAGCAGCAAUAAUCUGGAAGUUGGCACAGAUGUUUGAAUAAAAUGUUCUUCCACAGAAAGAA